Molecule: messenger RNA, 1551 nt
Organism: Fusarium odoratissimum NRRL 54006
Lineage: Eukaryota; Fungi; Ascomycota; Sordariomycetes; Hypocreales; Nectriaceae
Exons: 3
Coding region: 1-1551 (516 amino acids)
Biological process (GO): carbohydrate transport; transmembrane transport
Cellular component (GO): membrane
Molecular function (GO): carbohydrate:proton symporter activity
Source: RefSeq, a predicted model, not a curated record
AUGAGUGCCAGCGAAGCUCCAGUCAAGAGGGCAGACACCGUCGCUGACACACUGGCGUCGGUGUUACCUUCAGAUGGAAAGCCUUGGUACAAGCAGGGUCAUCUAUUGAGGCUCAACUUCAUUAUUCUCUCCCUGGUCAUGUUCUCAUCCGCCAACGGAUACGAUGGUUCUUUGAUGAACGGUCUCCAAGCGCUUCCCAAGUGGAACCAGUUCAUGAACAUGCCACAGGGUGCUUGGCUUGGAUUCAUCAACGCCAUUUACUGGUUCAUGAACGGUUUUUCCUUCUUCCUCGCCGCCUGGACUUCGAACAAGUACGGUCGCAAGCCAGGACUUUACAUCGGCUACGUCUUUCUCGUUUCUGGCACCGUUCUACAGACGGCAGCACAUAACCCAGCAGCCUUCAUCGCCGCUCGCGGCCUACUUGGUGCUGCAGCAGGAUGGUACACCAGUGGUGCGCCCCUGCUCAUUAACGAAAUCGCCUAUCCCACCCACCGAGCCAUCGCUUCCGCUUGCUUCCAGUGCGGCUUCUACCUUGGCAGUAUCAUCUCGGCAUGGGUAACAUUCGGAACUAGGAACUAUGGCAGCUCCUGGGACUGGCGCCUUCCAUCGCUGAUGCAGAUCCUGCUUCCUGCUUUGGCUUUCCCUGGAUUCUUCAUUGCGCCUGAAUCUCCUCGAUGGCUUGCGUCCGUAGAUCGCAACGAAGAGGCAGCUCAGGUCAUCGCAAAGCACCAUGCUGGUGGAGAUAUCAACUCGCCUCUAGUCCAAUUUGAGACUGAGGAGAUUACAAACACCAUCAAGGCCGAGCAGGAGGCCCAUGCCAGUGCUAGCUACGCAGACAUGCUCAAGACCAAGGGCAACAGAUGGAGACUGCUUAUCUCGGUUUCUCUGGGAGUGUUCAGUCAGUGGAGUGGUAACGGCGUUGCCUCGUACUACCUUGCUCUUGUCCUUCAGACUGUUGGUAUCACCAGCGUUACUCACCAAACGCUCAUCUCUGCAUGCCUGCAGGUUUGGAACCUUAUCUGGGCUGUCACAGCGGCAGCAUGCGUCGAGAAGCUCGGCCGACGACCUUUGUUCCUCACGUCUGCCGCAACUAUGUUGGCUAGCUAUAUCGUCAUUACUGGAUUAUCGGGCUCUUUCGCAAACACAGGAAACUCUGCUGUGGGCGUCGCUGUCAUUCCUCUCCUUUUUGUCUUUUUCGCGGGUUACGAUAUUGCACUGACACCACUAGUCAUCGCAUAUCCCAUUGAGAUCUGGCAGUAUCAGCUCCGAUCCCGAGGUUUCAGCGUCAUGUGGUCCUCAGGUAUUCUGGCUGGCAUUUUCAACAUGUUUGUCAACCCGAUCGCACUUGGGAGUAUCGGUUGGAAGUACUACUUCACCUACAUCGUCUUUCUCAUCGCCUUCCUCGUGAUCGCCUACUUCUUCUACCCUGAGACUCGAGGCCGUACCCUCGAGCAGAUGACAUACAUCUUCGAUGGAGAAGAUGCUGAUACGCAGUACUUAGAGGGCAAGGCCAAGGUUAUGUCCGUGGAGGUGGAUCACAAGAGCGGAUAA